Mucor velutinosus is the source of this 1308-nucleotide messenger RNA. RefSeq lists its product as uncharacterized. The record is from RefSeq and is a predicted model, not a curated record. Lineage: Eukaryota; Fungi; Mucoromycota; Mucoromycetes; Mucorales; Mucoraceae. Gene Ontology annotation, biological process: intracellular zinc ion homeostasis; zinc ion import into Golgi lumen. Bases 1 to 1308 code for a protein of 435 amino acids. Gene Ontology annotation, molecular function: zinc ion transmembrane transporter activity. The transcript is spliced from 3 exons. Gene Ontology annotation, cellular component: membrane; Golgi apparatus; cytoplasmic vesicle.
AUGCUAGAUUUACCAACACAUGCAGAAUCAGCAGAGUUAGGGUACGGCAAAUCACUUGUCUUUGACGCAGCUUCCACAUCGCUUGUAGGCUUCUUGAAGCAUUCAUUGAGUAUUAUCCUUGGCAACCAAGAUUCAAAGCAGAUCUUUUACUUUUUACUGUUGAAUCUCUCCUACAUGUUUGUGCAAUUAGCGUAUGGCGUAUGGACCAAUUCAUUAGGUCUUAUAUCAGAUGCUAUUCACAUGUUUUUUGACUGUCUUGCAUUGGGUAUUGGCUUGUUUGCAUCUGUCAUGAGUAAAUGGCCCUCAAAUCAAAAGUAUUCUUAUGGAUACAACCGUAUUGAAACAAUCGCCGCUUUCUUCAACGGUGUAUUCCUCGUACUGAUCUCAUGCUCUAUCGUGAUUGAGGCUAUCCAGCGACUCGUUCAUCCACCCGAAAUGAGCACAGAUAGACUUUUGCUUGUCAGUUUCGUCGGUUUGAUUGUUAAUUUGGUGGGUAUUUUUGCGUUCAAUCAUGGUCACGCCCACGGAGGACACGAUCAUGGACAUGGACAUAAUCAUGGACACGGACACAGCCACGGCCACGGCCACGGCCACGGCCAUGAUCAUGGCCAUAACGCUAACAUGCAAGGCGUCUUUUUGCACAUUAUGGCUGAUACGUUGGGAUCUGCAGGCGUCAUUGUAUCUACACUGUUAAUCCAAUGGUUUGGCUGGACUGGAUUUGACCCUAUUGCAUCUCUCUUUAUUGCUGUCUUGAUUGUCAUGUCAGUUAUCCCUUUGAUCCGUCAGUCAGCCUCUGUCUUGAUGCUGGAAUUGAGUGAUCAAGUUGUAAAUCAAGUGGAAGGUACGUUGGAAGAGGUGAAACGUCUGGAAGGUGUUACAAGCGUGGAUACCUGUCGAUUCUGGCCCAAUGAGGCUGAGACCGUGGUUGGGUCUAUCCACGUGUUUGUUCAAGAUGGAGUCAAGACACAAGAUAUUCGCAGAAGCGUCACUGAGCUCUUUAUGAGCCAUAUUGAUGGAUUAAAAGAGAUUUGUGUGCAAGUGGAGUCUGUGAGCUCUGCUCGUUUAUUAAAGAAACAACAGCAACAGCAGCAGCAGCAAUAUACAGGGUACUACGCUCCUCAAAUGCAGCAACAACAACACCAACAUCAAUCAUUGCAUAAUACGCCCAUCAUGGCCAAUGCAAAUGUCAAUUUCAGAUCCACAGCCAUUCCUCAACCUACAUUUGCAGCAGCAGCCAAUGUAGAUUAUCCCUCGUCAAACCACUCCUCACCUGCCUUGCUGUCAAAAGCACUCAAAAAGAAAGAUUGA